Molecule: messenger RNA, 1311 nt
Organism: Camellia sinensis
Lineage: Eukaryota; Viridiplantae; Streptophyta; Magnoliopsida; Ericales; Theaceae
Source: RefSeq, a predicted model, not a curated record
AUGAACAAGUGUGAUGAUCAAUCUGGGAAGCAAGAUGCAAAAGAACAAGAAAUGAAAUGUCUGGUUGUAGGAGAUGCAGCUGUUUCAGAGCCUGGGGAGACUAAGAGUUUUGGGGAGGAAAAAACUUCAACUUCUUCUAUGUUUGAAACAGAUGCUUUAGUUCCUGAAAUUGAAAAGACUGAGAAGCAAGAUGUAGAAGCACAAGCGAGCAAUGAUCUUAUUUUGCAGGAUGCUCUUUUGAAGCACUGGUGGACAGACAUGGAUGAAAGAUUAUGCAUGGAUGGAAGACUCUGGAUGCUCUUUUCUUUAAAGCCUGUCAUUAACAUAACCCAUAAUAAUUUUAGGAUUAUUAUGGGAAUGAAGAGGAAACCUGAUCAUCCCCGGCACAUGAUGUCCGACGUGGUACGUAAGAGGACAUCAGCGGCACCACCAUCAGAGGAGGCAUCACAUCGACCACCAUCAGAAGGGCCACUAGUGCCACCAUUAGAGGAGGCAUCACAGCGAGCACCAUUAGUGCCACCGCAUCGACCACCAUUAGUGGCACCACAGCAGCUAUCAUCUACUCAGCCACCAUGCCUACCAUUGCUGCAUCCACCAUCAGUGGCACUACCAUUAGAGGAGGCAUCACAGCGAGCACCAUCAGAGGGGCCAUUAGUGCCACCGCAUCGACCCCUAUCAGUGGCACCACACCAGCUAUCAGCUACUCAGCCUCUAGGCCUACCAUCGGUGCGUCCACCAUCAGUGGCACCGCAACAGCUAUCAUCCCAACUAGAGUCAUCGGCUUAUGAGCCAUCCGCAGAUCCUUCGACUUCUUCACAGCCUCACUCAGGUCAUGUUAGUUCUUCAUCAACCUCGAGUAGGCGUGGUAGAGGAUGUGCCAAGGGCAUUAGGGAGUGGGGUACCGGUACCAAAUUGGACAUACAAUUUGAUGAAAAUUACUGUCCAAUAGGGGAUAACGUGUCUAAGUUAACUACUCAACUUGGCAUUAUUGUGCGAAAUGGUAACAUUGUUCCUCUUACUUUUCUUGACUGGAACACUGUGCCUGAUGACAUUCUUGAUGCUAUCUGGAAGGAUGUGAAGGACAAUUUGAAUAUAUGUCCAGAGGAGUACAAGCCAAUCUGCAUGAAAAACUGUAACAACAUAUGGAAGGAUCACAAGAAUAAAAUUAAGUGUAAGUAUUUCAAGCUUAGAAGUGAAGAUCCUAAUCUGAAGGAUGAUCUAAAUAGGCUUGUGAGAAACUGGGGACUCAUAAAUGGGCAUUCCCGGAAUAUAGGAUUUAAGAGAAUUGGAUUUACUCUAGGCAGUAACUAG